CGCGGGACCGGCCCCCCGCCAGCGGGCCGGGCCUGGAGGAAAAGGACCUGGCGGGGAAGCCGGGGGGUCGCGUAGAGGCGCAGCCGGGCAGGGCGCACCCUGGGCGGGCAGGUCCCGCCGCCAUGUCCCGGUGGUUCUUCCCCUGGUCCAGCUCCAUCAAGAAGCGGGCCUGCCGCUACCUGCUCCAGCACUACCUGGGCCACUACCUGGAGGAGCGGCUCAGCCUCGAGCAGCUCAGCCUGGACCUUUACCAGGGCGCCGGCGCGCUCCGGGACAUCCACCUCGACGUCUGGUCUGUGAAUGAGCUACUGGAGUCAGCCAAUGCCCCGCUGGAGAUCGUCGAUGGCUUCAUCGAGAGCAUCUCGGUCGCCAUCCCCUGGGCCGCACUGGUCACUGAGAACUGCACUGUGGAGGUCACGGGGCUCCAGGUCACCUGUCGCCCCAAGGACCGCACAGGCUCUGCGGGCAUGGAAGCUCAGAGCUGGGCCUCAGGCAUGACGACAAGCCUACAGCUGGCCAAGGAGUGCCUCAAGGAGCAGCCCGAGGAGCCGCCCCAGCCCCUCGAGGGCCUCGAGAUGUUCGCCCAGACCAUCGAGACAGUGCUGCGGCGGAUAAAGGUGACUUUUGUGGACACCAUUGUGCGGGUGGAGCAUGCACCCGGCAGUGCCCCUGCAGGGGUGGCGCUGGAGUUGCACAUCAAGAGGCUGGAGUACUGCGAUGAGGCGCUGCGGGAGCCCGGCCCGGCGCCGCCCCCUGACGUGCACCAGCUGCCGGCCGUGGUGCGCAAGGUGCUGCAGCUGCGCGGUGUGCGGCUCUGCUAUGAGGAUCUGGCUCCGCCCCCACCGCUGGCCCCACCCCAGGCAGGCGCCCCAGCUGCCCCCCCCAGCGCCCUCUUGCAGAUCGGCAGCUGCUCGGGCUACACCGAGGUCACAGUCAAAGUCAAGCAGAAUGAGGCCCUGCCUGGACCCAAGUUGGAGCUGGACGGGAAGCUGGGCGCGCUGCACCUGCUGCUGGCCCCCGAGCACAUCACUGCCCUGCACAGCCUCCUCGCUGCCCUCGGCACCUCUGGUGCUGGCGGCCCGCGGGAGAGGCCCAGCAAGAGCCGCCCGCUGGACUCUGAGGACCUCAAGCUGAUCGAGCAGGACCUGAACCAGCAGCUGCACGCGGGGCUGGGCCCAGGCCGGCCGGACGGGGCUGACAGCUUUUUGGGUAGCGAGAACGGAGAGAUGUUCUUCUCCAUGGCCCCCCUGACCAGCAGUGUGACCUCGACCCGCUCGGUCGGGGAGCUCUCCGACAUUGACCUGGACAGCUCCGUCCACAGUGACUAUGGCCCUGGCCCCCUGCAGCCCCCUGCCUUCGCCCCUGGGCUGAUCCUCAGCAGCCCCCGGCGCUUCGGCCACUCGCCCUUCGCUGCCACCGUCCCCGGGCUGGGCAAGCUGCAGGGCAAGCCCCCCCAGCCGGACAGCCUGCGCCCCGAGACGCUGGUGCGGGUGACGGUGGGCGGGCUGACACUCACGGUACCCCACCAGGGCCCUGCCCCUGCCCCACCUCUGCCAGCCCAGGACUUCUUCACCGAGCUGGACUCCUGCAAGGACGCUGCCUUCGGGGGCCGGGACUUCUCCCCCCUGCGUCAGACCUUUGAGAGGGCCUGUCCACACAGCCACCUUCGGUUGACGGCAGCUGCGGUGCAGCUGAGCUGGGAGCAGAGGGCAGCCUGUGGGCUCCACGUGGCCAGUGCAGACCUGGGCUGCGGCAAGCUGGAGGUCCUGGAGUGCCUGUGGCCAGAUGAGGGGUCCCGAGUGCCCAUCUACACUGAGCUCCUGAGUUUUGCAGCCCCCAGCGAGGCCUCGGCCCGGCCCUGCGCCCAGGUGCGCUAUAAGCAGACGGAGCAGCUGCCCCCCAAGGGCAGAGGCCAGCGUCGGCGCGUGGGGGCCACGCGGAGCUCGGAGGUGGCCGUGGACCUGGCCCCGUUCCAGGCCGAGGUGGAUCUGGGCGCCCUGGACCGGCUGGCCCCGCUCCUCCGGCUGGCGGGAGCCCCGUCCCCCAGAGACACGCCACCCCAUAGCCAAGGGGAGCUACACAUGGCAGAGUGGUCCCCGGCGGGGGAGCGGCGGGUGGGGCUGCGGCUGGCAGCACCGCGGGCGACGCUGCGCCUGGCCUUCCCGGUGCCCGACCUGCGGGGGCCGGGGGCGCGGCGGUCCUGGGCCCAGAGGGCCGUGCGGCCCGAGAGCCUGCGCCUGGAGCUCAGCGACUUGGCCCUGCGCUCGGAGCUGCACGCUGCCCCCAGCGCCCCCCCGGCCCCCGCCCACAUCGAGGCCUCCUUCAGUGACCUGCAUGGUGUGCUGGAGGACGGGGCGGGGGCUGAGGUGCCCUGCGUGCGGCUGAGCAGAGCCCUUGACCCGGCAGCCAAGGGUCCCGGCAAGGCCUAUCUGGUGCCAAAGAUCACACUAACCCUGAACCCCCCACCCGGCCUGUCCCCCUGGGACCUGGGGCUGGACAAGGCAGAGGAGCUGGAGCUGUCGCUGGCCGAGAGCCCCUGCGAGCUGCCCCCGUCCGAGGCCUCGCCCUUCUCCUCCAAGAGGACCAUGUACGAGACUGAAGAGAUGGUGAUCCCCGGGGAACCCGAGGAGAUGGCGGCCUUCCAGGCGGCCACAACCGAGGCCUCACGCUGCGCCCUGGAGGUGACGCUGCCCAGCGCCCACAUCUUCCUGCCCGGCAAGGCCUUCUACGAGCGCCUGUACAACAGGAUCAACAACGACCUGCUGAUGUGGGAGCUGAGCUGCCCCCUGCUGCGCUCGCCGGGACCCGCAGGGGGCGCUGCAUCCACCCCCGGCCUCUUCCCCGGGGUCUCUGAUCGCUUCCGCAUGUGCAAGUCGGCCUUCAAGCUGGACUCGGACUCCGAGGACGAGGAUGCCCCAUUCCCAGGGGCUGAGGAGGGCAGGGCUGGGCACCGCAGUGGGGAGGGGCCUGGCCCGCACCCCCAGAGCCACUGCUCCGUCGUCUUCAACAUCCUCAAGGGUCGUGUCACAGCUCUGUGCGACGCCAAGGGCGAGGCUGGUCAGCUGGUAGCCAAGUCGCACGGGGAGCUGGUGCUGGAUGUGGACGACUGCACCAUCUUCAGCGUCUCCCAGUACAAGGGGCAGGAGGAUCUCGGCUACCUCUGCAUCGAGGCUGAGAGAGUCAACCUCUACCACAGUGCCGUGCUGGACGACUACCCCCUGCCCGAGCGCCUGGAGCUGCCCAGCUUCACGCCCCCCGCCCGGCUGCGCCCCACACUGUACCCCUCCGAGGAGGGGGUGCCCGGGCGCCCAGCGGGGGGCAGGAGGGACCAGCCUGCCAAGAUGCUCGUGGCUGCCAUCCGCAUCCACCUCGACCUGGACAAGAACAUCAAGGAGUUCCUGGUGACCGUGCGGCUGGAAGGAGCUACCAUGAGGCACUACAUGGCCCUGCCCAAUCAGAGCUGGUACACGCAGCUCAUCGAGUUCCUGGACGUCGUGGAUGAGCCCAUCCUGGGCUACGACCCCCCGACCGUCAUCACGGUGCUGCACACGCACCUCUUCAGCUGCGCCGUGGACUACAGGCCCCUCUACCUCCCCAUCCGGGUGCUCAUCACAGCUGAGACCUUUACCCUGUCCAGCAACAUCAUUGUGGACACGUCCAUCUUCCUGCUCCGGUUCAUCCUAGACGACUCGGCCAUCUACUUAUCGGACAAGUGUGAGGCUGACUCUGUCGACCUGCGCAAAGAUUAUGUGUGCGUGCUGGACGUUGACCUGCUAGAACUGGUCAUCACCACGUGGAAGGGGGACACGGCAGGCAAGCUGAGCCAGCCGCGCUUUGAGCUGCGUUGCUCCAACAACGUGCUUCACCUCCACACCUGUGCGGACUCCUGUGCCGCCUUGGCCAACCUCCUCCAGUACGUUGUGAACCGGGGAGACCUGCACCCCCCGCCCCGGCCCCCCAGCCCCACUGAGAUCGCUGGCCAGAAGGUGCAGCUGUCGGAGAGCCCCGCCUCCCUCCCCUCCUUCCCUCCCGCCGAGACGGCCGUCAUCAACCAGCGGGACCUGACGGAUGCCCUCAUCGACACGGAGCGCGGCCUCCGGGACUUGGAUUCCCAGCAAGGCAAGGAGGGGCUGCGCCAGGCAUCGCCCGUCUCCGUGUACCUGUUCCCAGGGGAGAACGGCCGCCCCCCUGCCCCCGGCCCGGCUCCUGGGACCCCUCUGGAUGAGGGGCCGGAGCCAGGGUCCCCCACGGGCAGCAGGGUGGAAGGGGAGGCUGUCGAUGCUGACGACUUCUGCAUCCUGGAUGCCCCUGGCCUGGGUAUCCCGCCGAGGGACGGGGAGCCGGUGGUGACGCGGCUGGCGGAGGGGCCGGUCCCGGUGCGGGACGGGCACUUCUCGCGCCCGCUGGGCAGCACGGACCUGCUGCGGGCGCCCGCUCGCUUCCCCACGCCCGAGAGCCGCGUGCUGCUGCGCGACGUCUCCAUCGUCUGGCACCUGUAUGGCGGGCGGGACUUUGGCAGUGGGCGUGGCCCCCCUGGACACGCCCAUUCCCCCAGGAUGAAGCCCGGCUUGGGCAGCACCCGUGGGUCCCCGUCGCGCCCCACCCUCGCCAGCCGCCCCCAGAACACCUGGCGGGCGCAGGGUGGCGCGGGGCGCCAGCACAACAUGCUCAUGGAGAUCCAGCUCACCAAGGUGAGCUUCCAGCACGAGACCUACCCUGCUGGGGCGGAGGCAGGGGCCGGGGGGCCGCGGGGGGCGCCGGAGGCGGAGGAGCAGCCGGCCGGGCGCCAGGUGCUGCUGGUGCAGGAGCUGGAGGUCCGCGACCGCCUGGCCUCGUCCCAGAUCAACAAGUUCCUGUACCUGUACACCAGCGAGCGCAUGCCCCGGCGCGCCCACGCCAACAUGCUGACGGUGAAGGCGCUGCACGUGCUGCCCGAGGCCGGCCUGGGGGGCCCCGAGUGCUGCCUCCGCGUCUCUCUCAUGCCGCUGCGCCUCAACAUUGACCAGGAUGCCCUGUUCUUCCUGAAGGAUUUCUUCACUAGUCUGGCAGCUGGCAUUCACCCUGUGGUUCCCGUGGAGGCAGGCACAGAAGCCCGCCUGGAUGCCGGGGUCCGAGGUAGCCCAGAGUCCCUGGGGAAGGAGCAGGAAGGGGUGUCCAGGACCCCCGGGCCGGGAGGAGCCGACCUGACGUCCUCCAUGGAGACCACGUACAGCGAGAACAGCUCAUCCUCCACCGCCUCGUCCUCCGCCGACCAGCCCAUCUACUUCAGGGAGUUCCGGUUCACCUCCGAGGUGCCCAUCUGGCUGGAUUAUCACGGCAAGCACGUGACCAUGGACCAGGUGGGCACUUUCGCUGGGAUCCUCAUUGGCCUGGCCCAGCUCAACUGCUCGGAGCUGAAGCUAAAGCGUCUUUGCUGCCGGCAUGGGCUGCUGGGUGUGGACAAGGUGCUGAGCUACGCGCUGACCGAGUGGCUGAGCGACAUCCGCAAGAACCAGCUCCCGGGGAUCCUGGGCGGCGUCGGCCCCAUGCACUCCGUGGUCCAGCUGGUUCACGGCCUUCGGGACCUGUUCUGGCUGCCCAUCGAGCAGUACCGCAAGGAUGGGCGGCUCAUGCGGGGGCUGCAGCGCGGCGCCGCCUCCUUCGGGACCUCCACGGCCGCCGCCGCCCUGGAGCUCAGCAACCGCCUGGUGCAGGCCAUACAGGCCACGGCGGAGACCGUCUACGACAUCCUGUCGCCCACACCCCCGCCGCCGCGGGCGCUGCCUGCCCGGAGGCCCACGCGGAGGCAGCGCCGGGGGCAGCCGCCAGCCGACCUGCGCGAGGGCGUGGCCAAGGCCUACGACGCCUUCCGGGAGGGGGUGCUGGACACGGCUCAGACCAUCUGUGACGUGGCGGCCCGGGGCCACGAGCAGAAGGGGCUGCCGGGGGCGGUGGGGGGGGUCCUGCGGCAGCUCCCGCCCACCGUGGUGCGGCCCCUCAUCGUGGCCACGGAGGCCACGUCCAACCUGCUGGGGGGCAUGAGGAACCAGAUCCGCCCCGACGCCCGCAAGGAGGAGGCCCUCAAGUGGCGCCUGGACGAGCCCCAGGACUGACCGCCGCCCCCCGGGGCCCAGGCUCCCGCCUCGCCACAUCUCUCUAGACUAUGGGCUGGGGCUCUGGGCUGCCGCCCCCUCUCGUGGGUGCAUGGACCCCCGCCCUGCUGCCUGGACUGAGGAUUAAAGACGCUGCUUUGGUUUUCAGCCCCA
Alligator mississippiensis (American alligator) is the source of this 6245-nucleotide messenger RNA. It is a transcript of the gene ATG2A, whose product is annotated as autophagy related 2A. The record is from RefSeq and is a predicted model, not a curated record. Gene Ontology annotation, cellular component: phagophore assembly site; extrinsic component of membrane. NCBI's taxonomy places the organism in Eukaryota, Metazoa, Chordata, Crocodylia, Alligatoridae. Gene Ontology annotation, biological process: piecemeal microautophagy of the nucleus; reticulophagy; autophagy of mitochondrion. Gene Ontology annotation, molecular function: phosphatidylinositol-3-phosphate binding. The transcript is spliced from 42 exons. Bases 123 to 6092 code for a protein of 1989 amino acids.